AAACAAAGAAGAAGAAAACAGCUGUGCUAUACAUAUUAUCAGUGUGAAUAUAAAACCGUUUUUGCUUCUGAAAAAAUAUUUAUUAAUUUAUUGCAAAAGAAAAAUCAAAUAAAAUACAAUCAUGGAUCCAGCACUAUUGAGAGAACGCGAGGCAUUCAAAAAAAGGGCCAUGGCCACUCCCACUGUGGAGAAGAAGCCAAAAGCCGAGGCGCCACCACCCAGCCAGCCCAAAGAUGAUGCCAAGAAAAAGAUGCGUCCACCCAGUGCGCCUAAACUGGAUUCAAACACAUACAAAACUAUGUCUGGAAGUUCACAAUAUCGGUUUGGUGUAUUAGCAAAGAUUGUCAAACAUAUGCGUACUCGACAUCAGGAUGGCGAUGACCAUCCGUUGAACAUAGACGAAAUAUUGGACGAAACCAAUCAAUUAGAUAUUGGGCAAUCCGUUAAAAAUUGGUUAGCCUCCGAGGCACUCAUAAAUAACCCCAAAAUUGAAGCUACACCUGAUGGUCUACGUUUUAGUUUCAAACCAGUAUACAAAAUUAAAGAUGGCAAAAGUCUUUUGAGGCUACUUAAACAACAUGACUUGAAAGGCUUGGGCGGUAUACUGUUAGACGAUGUGCAGGAGUCAUUACCGCACUGUGAAAAAGUAUUAAAAAAUCGCGCUUCGGAGAUAAUAUUUAUAGUACGACCAAUUGAUAAAAAGAAAAUACUAUUCUACAAUGAUCGCACAGCUAAUUUUGUGGUGGAUGAAGAAUUCCAAAAGCUGUGGCGUUCAGCGACCGUAGAUGCCAUGGAUGACGCGAAAAUUGAUGAGUAUCUGGAAAAACAAGGUAUACGUUCAAUGCAAGAUCAUGGACCUAAGAAACCGGUGCCAAAACGUAAGAAGGCUGCAAGCAAGAAACGGCAAUUUAAGAAACCAAGAGAUAAUGAACAUUUGGCUGAUGUCUUGGAAACUUACGAAGACAAUACAUUAACACAAAAAGGCGUUAAUCCCACGUGAAACAAGAAUUUCGCAUUUAAUGUGUGUGUGUAAUAUUGUGAAUUUAUUGGAAUAUACUUUAAUAUGCCAGUUCAAAAUA
Messenger RNA from Bactrocera tryoni, 1079 nucleotides. It is a transcript of the gene TfIIEbeta, whose product is annotated as general transcription factor IIE subunit 2. The transcript is spliced from 6 exons. Lineage: Eukaryota; Metazoa; Arthropoda; Insecta; Diptera; Tephritidae. The record is from RefSeq and is a predicted model, not a curated record. Gene Ontology annotation, cellular component: transcription factor TFIIE complex. The coding region runs from base 122 to 1000 and encodes 292 amino acids. Gene Ontology annotation, biological process: transcription initiation at RNA polymerase II promoter.